AUGUCUGGUGGCGAUGCGGCGGCAAUGCAGCAGAAGCCUGCCGACGCUGUCAGGAUCAGCUUCACUGCCGAGCUGUGGGCACUUCAAAGCAUCAAGCCAUGCAGAGCAGAGCAUGAAGACGAAGACUCCUGUGCCAGAAACGCAGACGAGAAGCGGAUCCUGAAGGAUGGCUCCCACUCCGAAGAGGUUUUCCUGCCACCACAAGAUCUGCUUCAUGUUCUCAAGGACUCGGUGCUGUGCCCCGCAUUUUCGCUGGAGCUGCUUCAGCUGCUGCAGAAGCACGUCUUCUGUGAGGGCUUUGAAGGUGUGCGGAGGCAGUUCUUUCAGAACCAGAUUCUGCACAUGUAUGCCGAGUUAGCGGUUUCCGUACGUGAGUCCUACAAGAUCUUGACCGAGACUGACAAGGUCCUUGAUCCUCACUUGACGGAGUCCUUAUUCAUGUUCGAGGCUGUGCUCAAUCGGCUUCCAGGUCAGCUCGACCCGGCUCCGGACGAAGGGCUCCCUGCUGGGGAGGAGCAUGGUCACCAUGCAGCCUUCGGGCACGGGCAGGGCGUCUUGGUUGACUUCUUGAUUGAUGCUGCCCAGGCUGAGCAGCUGUCUGCAAGCGGGCGGCACGAGGUUUUCUACUUCCAUCGAAUUUCCGCUGGAGGAGGCCGGCAGGAUGAUGGCACCGGGCUGCUACAGGCUCAGCCCGAUGGCCGUGGCUGGAUGUUGGGCGUGGCGGAGAUGGUGAAGGCCCCGCCGCGAUCAGACGUCUUCCUCCUGUCGGCAAGGCUCUUCUUCCUGGGCCAAGACGAGGUCAGCUCUGCUGACAAGGGAUCCCGGUUCCAGGUCGUGCCUGUCAGCGACAUCCUUCCAGUCGUCGUAAACCGCGAGGUGGAGGCGAUUUGGGCAGCUUGUCGCCAAGAUGGGUCCAUCACGCCCUUCGUGGAUGACCUUCUCUUCGGCACUGCCGGCUCCAUCCAGGCUACGGCAGAGGUGGUGGAGGUCGAAGAUGCGGAGCUCAACCAGCAGCAGAUAGCGGCCGUCGCACGUGCGAGUGCUGCGAAGCUCACGUUGGUACAGGGGCCCCCCGGGACGGGCAAGAGCGAAGUUGCCGCAGCCAUUGUUCAGCAAUGGGUGAAGGAUGAGACGGAGUCUGUGCUCUUGGCGACCUCUACACACGCCGCCAAGGAUGUGCUCGCAAAGCGUUUGCGACGCCGGCAGAUUCAGCCGAGCUUGCGUGUUCGAAGCAAUAGCUCGCGUAUUGCCAGAAAAGCAGAGGUAUUCGUCGAAACAGUCUACAUGUCUGGGUCAGCUCCGGGCAGGACUGUGCCCAAAGUCCUUCUGGACGAGAGCUCGCAAAUAACGACGGCAGCCGCACUUGUGGCUUUGACGCAUGGCUGCGAGAAGCUUGUGCUCAUCGGAGAUCCCCAACAACUGGGGCCUGUCUCCAGCUUUGGCUCCGCACCAAAGCUUGACAGCGGGCUUGAUGCGUUUGCGGAGGAGCGACGGAGUUUCUUCGAGAUACUCGCCGGCAAAUUCCGAUUGCAGCCGCAUAGACUGCAGGUUCAGUAUCGUAUGGACCAGCGCCUCUGUGACUACCCUUCGCAUCGUUUCUACAACGGUGAGCUUGAAACCGCUACAUCUGUCAGGGAAGGAGGCGUGACUCCACAGAUGCUUCCAGCUGGAGUCAUCUUCAAGGAUGGAAUUCCAGGGCAUCCUGUUGUCUUCCUGGACACCUCAGCGAUCGAGGGAUGCAGAGAAAAGUUGGUGCCCUUCUUCGGAAGCAUCUCUAUCCACAACAGGAUGGAGGCGCAGAUCGUCGCAGAGCUGCUGCGUGGCUUCCAGGCUGCUUCUAUCGAGGCCGCCCGCCUCUGUGUGCUCACAGCCUACAAGGCACAGGACAGCUUGCUGGACGAGGUCAUUCACGGAGGCAGCUCGGCCGAGCGCCUGAAGAAGCGGAAGAGCCGCUCGACGAUGAUCCGGGAGCAAGGCGUGGACCCUUUGGAGAAAGAGUCCCAUCCGCGCAUCUACACGGUGGAUGGUUUCCAGGGCAACGAGAGUGACUAUGUCUUCUACUCAGCUGUGCGGAGUGGUGGCACCGCGACAGGUUUCUCGGGAAAUCCACAGCGCCUCUGCGUUUUGCUCACACGAGCACGUCGUGGGCUGAUAGUUGUGGGGAGUCGUGACACUCUCCAGCACGCCGAGGAAUGGCAGCGAUGGCUGGAUUCUCCCGACAAACAAGAGUUCACGGUGGACGAAGAGCUCGUGGCGAAACUGCAGAGGCGGGAAGUCGCUCAACGGGGGCCACUCUGA
This is a messenger RNA of Symbiodinium sp. CCMP2592, 2298 nucleotides long. Lineage: Eukaryota; Dinophyceae; Suessiales; Symbiodiniaceae. The record is from the annotation of a GenBank genome assembly.